Molecule: messenger RNA, 1329 nt
Organism: Gongylonema pulchrum
Lineage: Eukaryota; Metazoa; Nematoda; Chromadorea; Rhabditida; Gongylonematidae
Source: the annotation of a GenBank genome assembly
AUGUCCGGAUCGGACCAAAGCUCAACAUCAGCAUCAACAAGUAUUGCAAGCGAACUACCGCUGGAUGAUGCAGCAGCAGCAUCACCACCACCAGUAAUAGCGAAGAAGAAAUCGUAUGAAACGCAAGACUGCCAGGAAAAUCCAGCUGCGGAACUUCAAAAUCACUUAAGUUCAGGAUCUCAAAAGAAUGAUGCACUUUCGGACGUUAAAGAAAUUAGGGGAAGACAAGAAUCCCCUCCGAACAGUGGAAGCGCCAAGAUCUUAAAAAGUGAAUCUCUGGAAGCUCAAAAAUCACACAGCGCUGAGGAACUGGAUCACGAAAAAGCCAUCGAAAAUACGAAAUAUCUGAAUGGCUCCUCUGGAAAAACAAAAAUCGUUUACAUCAAGAAAAUUGGAAAGGCUGAAAAUAAAGACAUGCAGAGGAUUGUGACGCAGGAAUUUCUUGAAGUGCACGAACCAAACGAUUUACUCGAACAGAACUCUCCGAAAUGCAGUAUCACAACAAAAGAAUCAGCUGCUGAGAGCGGUAUUUCCGUGAAACGGGAGAUCAAAAUUAAGCAGGAGGGAGCACAUGAUGAAAAUGCAGAGCCAAAAAUAUUAGAAAAAAAUUCAAACGGUGGAAUUUUACGAGAACACAUUUCUGGCAGCUCCUGCGAAUCGAAAGCACAUUCCUUGGUCAAUGAACCGGCCCUUCCAUCAGCUAGGAUUUCGGAAAGUAGUCCCAUUUCGAAAGUGAACACCGCAAGCUCUAGGGGUCUUGAAGCGUCUGCUAUCAAAACGAAGGAAGGUUCUCCCGAUCUGGAAGAAAACGUUUCUAGCACUAAAAGUUCAGAAAUACGGACAAUUAGGACUCCGAAAGGAAGUCCGAAUCUGGAAGUAAUUGCUCCCAGUACCAAGAACUCAGAGACACCGACAGUAAAUUCUCUGGAAAGUAGUAAAAAAUUGAAGGGGAAUGUUUGUGGUACUAAAUUCGCAGAUACAUCGGCAAAGUUGUCAAGUGCGGUUACUGCCACUACUCGUAUUACUUCCUCCAAAAGUCCAGAGAUUCCGGAUGAUAGAACUACGUCAAAAAGUUCGGAUUUCUGGAGUGGCAGAACAAAUUCUGAAAGUCCUCUCGGAGUCAACGAUAGCUGGAAAGACGCAACAAUCAAUAUGAAUACUGCUCUGGCUAACACCAGCACUGAGCCGGGCGAAGUGAUCCAUCAUCAUCCGCUCUUUGUGAAAGAUACAUCAAAGUACUGGUACAAGCCCACAAUUUCGAGAGAAGAAGUUUAUUUCCGCAACAGUCAGCAGUAUCCUAGCUAUCAUGGAGAUGAGGGGCGAAUGUGA